AAAACCAAUUGGGGGCAUGAGAGAUUCAGGCCAUAUCAGCAGGAGGUGAUCCAAGCUGCCAUGGCAGGCAGAGAUACCUUCGUGCUCAUGGCCACGGGCUCGGGGAAGAGCAUCUGCUACCAGCUUCCUGCAGGCACUGAUGCAGCGGCGCGGACAGACCGGCACCGGACCCGUGACACUCGUCGUAUCUCCGCUAAUCUCCCUCAUGGAGGACCAGGUGCUCUCCUUGGCCAGCAACGGCAUCUCGGCCUGUUUGGUGGGGGGUUCUUCUGACUUGAGGACCGAGGAGAAGGCGAUCAAGGGGGACUACCCGCUGGUCUUCGUCACGCCGGAGAAGGUGUCUGGGUGGGACCACGGCCUGAAAGCGAUGCAAGCGGGGCCGGGCCUUGCCUUGAUCGCGGUGGACGAGAGCCACUGCGUGGCGGAGUGGGGCCACGACUUCCGACCCUCCUAUCUGGAGCUACGCUCCCUCAGAGACAGGUUCCCGCAGGUCCCGAUCAUGGCCCUGACGGCGACGGCAACCCCUAGAGUCCAGUCCGAGAUCAUGACUAACCUUGGGCUGCGGAAUCCCUUGGUGGCCAAGACCUCCUUCAACAGGUGGAACCUGCACUAUUCGGUCAAGACGGUGAACGUCCAGAGCAGGCACGAGGCGCUGUGUUCGCUGCUGCGGGGGCUGGAGGGAAGCGCCAUAAUCUACGUCAUGACCAAGAAGGACGCGGAGCAACUGACGGGAGACGUGGCGCGUAUCGUGGGUUCCAAGGGUGCGAGGACUUACCACGGGGGCAUGUCUCCCGCGGACAGGAGGGAGGUGCACCACGCCUUCAUACGGGACGACGUGCAGGUGGUGAUAGCGACGAUCGCGUUCGGCAUGGGGAUCGACAAGCCGGACGUUCGUGUCGUGAUCCACUGCGGGCUGCCCAAGACGGUGGAGGCCUACUAUCAGCAGACGGGCCGAGCGGGCAGGGACGGGCUUCCGGCGAAGUGCGUGCUGCUCUUCUCCCGCGCGGACGCCAUCAGGCAGAGAAGGCGAGCCUGUUAUUGA
This is a messenger RNA of Ectocarpus sp. CCAP 1310/34, 1042 nucleotides long. The record is from the annotation of a GenBank genome assembly. Lineage: Eukaryota; Phaeophyceae; Ectocarpales; Ectocarpaceae.